AUGGUCAACUUCUUCUCCCACUUUGACGAGGCCUACGACCUGGGCGAGUUCCCGAACCGGCAUCCUUUGCGCCUGCUCAGCGUGCGCAUAGAUGGCGUCCCCGUGGAGGACUUGCCAUGCAUCGACGUCUGGAACGCGGACAGUGUCAAGGUGUAUUCCUCCCUGACCGCCCCCGCCGCGAGCAAGUCCUGGGAGGAGGAGACGGGUCUCUAUCGGGAGGUGGAGGCCCGUCUCUUGGGGGACUUCGUCCUGAUCGGCCGUUUCGGCGGCAAGUACGGCCACGACGAGCACGAUGCGAGCAAGAUCCUCUUCCGCUACGUGGGGCACACGGCGUUUUUGACGGAAGGCGUGGUGGAGCUUCGGAAGGAUGCCUUUGAUAUCAUGCAACGGUACAAGCAGAAUUUUGAGGAGGACAGCUUCGCGAUGGAAUUGGAGUUUGAACGCUUGGGGCCUGGGCUCUCAGCCGGGCUGGAUGACUCCGCGACGACCCUCCGGUUGUGGGAGGCGCUCCCGGAGAAGGUGUGGCCGGAUGCACCGGGUCGCGAGCGACUUUGA
This is a messenger RNA of Nannochloropsis gaditana CCMP526, 555 nucleotides long. RefSeq names its product formin like protein. The coding region runs from base 1 to 555 and encodes 184 amino acids. The record is from RefSeq and is a predicted model, not a curated record. The transcript has 3 exons.